AACAGCCUCCUCCCGUUUAUCAGCCUGCGACCCAGCUGGCACCCAAGCUAUUGGCACCCACCCAAGCCUUUCUCCUCCACGUGUGCCUGCGGGUGUUUCCUUACUGGGAGCCCGGCCCCUCCUCCCAGCGCUGCCUUCUCUCCUUUCACUUGUGCUAGUGUCUCCGGGCUGUUUGCGGGAGAGAGAGAGAGAGCGCUGCUGAAGUUACUGUCUGGACCUGGGCUGCGCCUCUAUGGCAGAACUGGAACCUUAUAGUCAGCAUUGUUGCAGGUGAAUUCCCAGUGUAAUACAGGAGGCCGCAUUUCUCUGUAUACUUUGCUCCAACCAAGCAGCACAGAUGCACAAUGGCCACAGAGUUUAUAAAGAACUGCUGCAGGGCAUGCAUUCGAGGUGACAAGGGGAAAGUUUUGAGUGAAGAGGACAGCUCUAACACCGCCAGCAGGGGUUCCCAAAUUGUUGACCUUCCUCCUAUGUCCUCUGUCUCUGUAAAGAAACAAGUUGGGUGUACAGAAGACUAUCUGCUUUCCAAGCUACCAUCUGAUGGGAGAGAAGUUCCAUUCAUUGUGCCAACAUUCAAGCAAUCUUAUAUACAGCCCAAGGCCUCGGCAAAUCCUAGCCAGCAGGAUGGCUUGAAAGGAUCUGCUCGAGCAACUUUCACAGAUCGAAAGACUGAGCUCUCAGCCAUGUAUCAGCAAGAUCUAAACUAUGAUGUGGUGUAUAACCCAGGCUAUGUCCUGCAGCAUGUUUCCCCUGAUAUGAUUAGGCGGGGAAAGCUGAAAGCAGACUCUGUCAGAUUAUAUGGCUCAGUGUGUGACCUAAGGAGUAACAAGGUAACUGAUUCCCCUGGCGGAACUGGCAGUCUGUAUGAUUUUAAUGGACCCCCCCGAAACAUACAGAGAUAUGAUUCCGUUUCCAGCAUCCGGAGCAGUAACUCAUCCAGGAAAGAUUCACAAGGGAGCAACAGAAGCCUGGAUACUAUAACAUUAUCAGGUGAUGAGAAAGAUUUUGGAAGACUCCAUUUCAAACUCCGGUAUAUUGUGGCUGUUGAACAAAUCUGGAUUACUGUCAUGAAGAUCAAAGACUUUAGCUGGCCUGUGAGCUGUGGGGAAAAUCCCAGUAUAUAUAUCAAAGGUAUCAUUACCUUGCCCAAAGCUGUGCCUUUUAAAUCCUCAGCUAAAGAAGGCUCUCUGGACAUUGAAUUUAUGGAAACCUUUGUCUUUGCUAUCAAGCGACAAAGCCUGCAGACAGUGAGAUUGGUUUUCAAGGUGCUAAGUUUAACUCCUAGGAAAAGAACAAUCAGCCAUUGUUCAAUAUCCCUGCGUGAUUUGAGUGAGGAGGAGACAGACCAUUGGCUGGAAUUGGUGCCAUCUUCCAAAGUAUCGGUCUCUCAGGCUGAGCUCCAGGUCGGGACCUGCUUCCAGGCAAUAAACAGCAGGAUUCAAUUACAAAUUCUCAAGGCUCAGAACCUGCCAAACUCCUCUACACCACUCUCCAUAAAUUUUUUUGUGAAAGUGGAAAUGUUCAGCACAGAGGGACUGUUAUACAAGAAAAAGACCCGUCCACUGAAAGUUACCAAUGGUCAGGUGAACUGGGGUGAAACCAUGAUUUUCCCUGUAACUUUGAAAGAAGAGGGGAUCAAUUUUCUGAUCAAACUUUACAGCAGGGGCUCAGUGAGGCGGAAGCGUUUCAUCGGACAGGUAUGGGUUAGCAGUGAUAGUAACAGCAGUGAGGCUGCAGAUCAAUGGACGGACACAAUCCAUCACCCAGAGAAAGUGGUCACCAAGUGGCACAAACUAAAUCCCUCUUGAAACAGACACCAAGUGCAGUACUGUCUGACACAACAGGAAUCAAAGAAAUGAGAGCCAUGUUGCUGUAAGGUGGAUGGGACCAUUGCAGCAAGUACUCAAAGCAUUUACUCUUUACUAUUUUUUCACAUUUAAAAAGUGGAGAUUUAUAAACCAAAGAACAGAUCUGACGGAACCUUGACAGGGACUGCUUACGAUGGAUUUCACAUCUGCUAUAGCUGGACGUUAAUGAAUCUGAUUUGAAGACACCCAGCGUUGAAUAUUGCAUAAAUGAUUCUUAUUCAGGAACCAUUAAUCUGCCUCCAUUGUGCACCAACCCACAUUGGCCUUCAUACACUGUAAACAUAAGCUUUCUUGCUUCUUCUCUUCUCUUUUUUUAUGUGAAAAAGCUGGUGGCAUUACAAAUGUAGUUCGUAGACACCUCAAACAAGUCUGUGAUCAUGUGGAGACAUUUUUCUAUUCACAUUUAGCUCACUGUGAGUGAGCCACAGAGCUGGAUACAAUUUAAAAUAUCCUGGCUUCUCCAAUAGUAUAGGAAAUCUUAAAUUUAUAUGUUUGAAUUAAGGGAAUGGAAUUCAAAAUGCCAUAUCUGCUGUAUUCCUUAUAGCUCCAUGUUUAUGUAUUCAAGCAAUUAAUACAUGUAAUACAAAUAACUUUAUAUAUAUAUAUAUAUAUAUAUAUAUAUAAUAUAUAUAUAUAUAUAUAUAUAUAUAUAUAUAUAUAUAUAUAGAAAAAUUAAUAGAAAAAGAAAGAUAUGUAAUGUUCUCUUCUAAGUUGUCUUUUAAGUCCAGAAAUUAUCUAAUGAAUCUUUGCUGCAUUCUCAAUGAUUGUUUAUUCUGUUAAGUAUUAGAGGGACCUGCAACCCCAUUGUCUCUAAGGUGGUCUUCCAAGCCUGAUUCACCUAUGUUUUAACCGGCACAACUUCAAGUGCAUUUCUAAGGCAUAUGUGGAUGACUAAGGGUGUUCUGUAGUUGUGAUUCAUUAUUAUUUGUGAAUUUAUAUUACCCCCUUCCCCCGUCCCAUUCAGAAUAUUCCAGGUCAUCUGUCUCACAUGAUAGUGGAUUGAACCUUUUGCCUACAAAGUAACGGCUAAACCUAGUGUGCCAGUCAGCCGCAUCCCUAACAAUCUAUAACUGGGACCUUCAACUGUGUUUUAUGCUGUGUCUGCCAUAGACUUAUUUUACCAGAAGCCUUCCCAUGUAUUAUAUUAUCACACAUCCCCAAUUUUAAGCAUGAAACAGUAUUCAGUCUCAUGCAUUAAUAUGAGAAAUAUUUAGCUGAUUAUCUUUCUCUAUACACCCUUGUACACAUGACUACAUUACUACCAAGCUUAUAAUCAUCCUGUUUUGAAAUUGAUACUGUGUUUUGGUACUCAAGACUUAAUGAUUAAGUAAUUUGUUUUACAGGUAAACUAUACAAGAUUUAUCAUUCCUGGAAAAUAUCAGUAUUACUAACAAAAACAUUUUUUUCUCUGCAUUAAAACAGAAACAUCCACUUCUCUAGAUUGUUUCAAAAAGGGUGCUGAAAUCACUGGCUAUGCGAAUAAAAAUCUGA
Xenopus laevis (African clawed frog) is the source of this 3359-nucleotide messenger RNA. RefSeq names its product tandem C2 domains, nuclear L homeolog (gene tc2n.L). The coding region runs from base 345 to 1808 and encodes 487 amino acids. NCBI's taxonomy places the organism in Eukaryota, Metazoa, Chordata, Amphibia, Anura, Pipidae. The record is from RefSeq and is a predicted model, not a curated record. The transcript is spliced from 13 exons. Gene Ontology annotation, cellular component: nucleus.